CUGAUUAGUAGGAUUGUUUGUUCGGCUUUGGGUGUCAGCCGCUUGUAAUUUUUAUUGUGAUAAUUAUAGAAAUAAUCAGUGAUAUUGUUGUGUAAGUGAACUGAAGAUGGUGUGAAUAUUGUGCGAUGAUUUUGAUAUUUCGGGCUACUGUGCAUUGUAUGUAAAAAGCUGCGUCUUCCGCCAUGACAAUGUUGCUCUUGGUCAGGAAGUACCCCGUAACACUUGUGCUUUAUUUUGGGUGUAUCGCAUCGUGUUAUCUCGUUUUAGGCCAAGAUCCAUCAGAAAUAUUGGACUUACAAUUGGCUAAAGGGGACAUUGGCGAUGACACGAAUAUCAGUUGCAGUGUAGCACCAUCGGAGGUGAAUGUGGCAUGGCUCUACAAUAAUAAACCGUUUAAGAUUGGUGAAAGGAUAAAACAACGAGAUGAAGAAAGACUUCUACAGAAGAAAGAUCUUGAUGGUAAUCCCAGAAAAUAUAAAAUUUACAAUCUCACGUUGACCAACACAACGGCGAACGACGAUGGUAAUUAUACGUGUGUGGCGGUGCUAGGGGAACUGAGAGCGGAGAAAACUAUCGUCUUAGACCUCAGCUUCCCGGGAAGAUUAAUAAAUAAGACGACUGGACCAAUAAAACAAAAUGUUACAGACCAACAGAACGUCACGAUGUUCUGUGCAUUCGAAAUUUAUCGGCCAAAUGAAGUGAGGUGGUGGAAAAGGGGCAAAGACGACGAAAUUAUAGAACUCGGAACAAAAGCCGCUAAAGUGAUCGAUCUCAAACGGAUGCAGAGUCAAUAUGAUCUCCACAUACGUAGCCCGGAAGACAAUGGGACUUACAUCUGCGAGAUAUGGGAUUCAGUGACGUCAUCGAACCUGACAGGGGGUAUUGACGUCAUAGUCUUCGCAGCACCACAAGUAGUCAUAGACACGGUCAUACCGAUCAGUGCCUCCCAACUAUUCCUUAAUUGGACAAUCCGUUCAUACAAUUCACCAAUCAAAAGCUACAAUCUGAUGUAUCGAAAAUUACCCUCAACCGACUUCAGCCUAUACACUACUGAGAAGAUAAGAGUUAAUAAUAUAUCAUUUGUCAUGGAGGGUUUGGAGAAAUCUACUAAAUAUCAGCUGAAAUUGGAGGUGACAACUACCUAUGGAUCCAGCAAGCCCCAUAUAUAUGAGUCUAUAGUUCGGACUUUGGAUAAAGAUCCAAUAUUUGUUCCACAUAUCUCCAUCAAUGGAUUCUCAGCUACUUCAGUGACUAUCGGAUGGGCGCCACCUCCAGAGGAUAUAGCCGAGUUGAUACACUAUUAUUUAUUGGAGGCGAGGAAGAUGGAUGAGGUCGCACCAAGGAGAGCAUAUCACUCCAGGGACAGCAGAAAUUUGCCAUACAUGUUCGAUAACUUGGAACCUCACAGCACUUACGUAUUUCGGGUUUGUGCGUGCUCGGAUUUCACAAAGAAAUGCGGUAAUUGGUCUCUAGAGAUGCAGGCUGCGACGUUGGACGGUAUACCGGGGCGGCCGAGCAAUGUCACGGUCACUUGUAGUACUAGCUGGAUGAAUUUAACCUGGCAGCCCCCGGUCAAACCUAAUGCUGAGAUCAAGGGAUACACUAUGGAACUAACAGGGAACGCGACCUAUAGAGACAGGUACGGCACAUACAAAGAGGAGAUGUGGGGACCGCUCACGAAGUUUAAAACAAACGAUUCUAGAAGUGUCAGGUUUGAAGACUUGAAGCCGAAUACUAACUACACGGUGCGGCUGAGUGCGAUGACUCGCACCCGGCGGCGCGGGGACGAGGAGGUCCGUCACUGCGCUACAGCACCCGCUCCCCCCGACUACCCGCCGCGACUGAGGUGGAGAAAGGAGCUGGAUAAUAAUAAAUACGUAUUCACAAUGCACUUACAAAGAAUAGAUGAGCGAAACGGACCUAUAUGCUGUUAUAGGGUGUACAUGGUGAGAUUGUUGCCACACUCAGAUUGGAAUAAUCUUCCCCCUCCGCGUGAUAUUAGUAUAGUUGACUAUGAAGAGGCCCACGGGGUACAACCUGUACUUGGAGCUUAUAUCACUGAUGUAUUCUCUAAUGAAAAAUUCCCGCCCGAAGCGAAUCUUAUAAUGGGGGAUGGUAAAUCGUACUUCGAUAAAGACGAUCCCGGCCUCAAUAGGGAUUCCUGUAAGCGAUGUUUAAGGAAACCGAGGCGGGUCUACGACCUGCCUCGACCACCGACCACCACACCAACCACAAUACCUACCACCACCUACCAACCGCCCACUACCAGGGACGAUCUAUUCGAAGAAGAGAUAGAUACAACCGCUGAACCUGAAGAGGAGAGGAGGGAGAGACGGUCAUACUUAGAUAUUGAUAGGGAUUAUAUGAAAAAUCCAAUGAUGAUGGACAAACUGAUCGAGGUCGAAGUGAAAGAAGAUCUGAAUAUUAAAGACGGUCUACUGGACCCGUCGGCAAACUACACCGUCUUCAUAGAAUUAAUACCCGGUUCACCAUCAGACGACCCUCUGUACAGCGAGUAUCUGAACGUGUUAAUGGCGGCCGCCACCCCCGUACCAACACAACCACCUUCGGCUAUGGAACUAGCUAUAUUGGCGUCGUGUGUGGCGGCGGGGGCGGCGGUGUUGUCUCUAGCCGCGUGGUGUGUGCUAAGGGCGAGACGAUCUCGUAAGCUCCCUCCACACCAUCACGUAGAAAUGAAUCCCAUACAGGCUGCUCUAAGGUACGUGGUAGGUCACAUCGGUGGACGUCAACAGUUAAUAAGCGCCGUGCCCCCGGACAUGCCGCCCAUAGCCAAGGAAGACCUCGCCGCCGCCUACCACGAGAGACAAGCUGACUCCGACUACGGCUUCCAGAAGGAGUUCGAGUUGUUACAGAUGUUACCGGAGUGCUAUCCAGACCGCACCACACACGCUUCGGAGGCAAGAGAGAAUCAACCCAAGAAUAGGUACCCGGACAUCAAAGCAUACGAUCAGACGAGGGUCAAAUUGACCCAGAUAGAUGGCAUCAGUGGCUCUGAUUACAUAAACGCCAACUAUGUCAUGGGUUACAAGGAGCGUAAGCAAUUCAUUUGCGCCCAAGGUCCUACUGAUACGACUGUGAACGAUUUUUGGAGGAUGAUUUGGGAGCAUGACCUUGAACUGAUAGUGAUGCUGACCAACCUCGAGGAGUACUCCAAGGUCAAGUGCAGCAAGUACUGGCCGGACGAGGUGAGAGGCGGCCGGGCCUUUGGCAGCAUCAGCGUCUAUCACGUGGCUGAGAAGAGAUAUUCGGAUUACAUCGUGAGAGAGUUGAAGAUAUCGAAACAGCCUCUGAACUCGGACGGACAGCCGGUAGUUGAAAACAAUGGAGUAGCUAAGAGGAAUGGAGAUUGUGGUAUGAGUGACAGCGUGCCGACCUCGCCUCGUGAUAACAAGUCUACGGACUGUCGCCUCGUCAGACAGUACCACUUCCUCAUGUGGAAGGACUUUGCUGCUCCGGAGCACCCACACUCUAUACUCAAAUUUAUAAAGAGAGUAAACGAAGCAUGGUCAAGUAUGGUCGGUAGGCCGGUGGUAGUUCAUUGUUCUGCCGGCGUAGGCCGCACGGGGACGCUCGUAGCACUGGACUGUCUACUGGAACAGCUACGAGCUACGGGACACGCCUCCGUUUUCAACACCGUAGCCGAGCUACGACGACAGAGGAACUUCCUUGUUCAAUCAUUGAAACAAUACGUUUUCGUAUAUCGAGCGUUGGUUGAGUACGCGCACUACGGCGACACUGAAAUACCGGCCUCAAGACUGAAGAGUUCCAUCGACAGGCUCAGGAACACACCAGAGGGCGCUGACAAGUGUCUCAUGGAACACGAGUUCGAGAAGAUGAUGUCGCCUCCUAUAUCCGAGGCUACGAAAUCGUGUGCGGCGGGCGGAGCCGGAGGUUCAGAUGAACUGCGAGCCAGGAAUCGAAGCCCGGACUGUCUGCCUUACGACAGGAACAGAGUCAUCCUCCCCCCACUACCAGGACGAGAUUACUCCACAUACAUCAACGCUUCAUUCAUUGAAGCAUAUGAUAAUACAGAAGGCUUCAUCAUCACGCAGGAUCCACUUCCGAACACUAUUAUGGACUUCUGGAGGAUGGUAGCGGAACACAAUGUGUCCACUAUCGUUAUGUUAAGUGAGCUUGGUGAAGGUAAAUGUCCCCGUUAUUGGGACGACGGUACCAUACAAUACGAACACAUCUCAGUGCAGUACGAAGAGAGCGAGUCCUGUCCGUAUUACACGAGGAGACAAUUCAGAGUUACCAACAACAAGAGCGGAGAGUGGCGUUGCGUGAGACAUCUUCAAUACCAAGGUUGGCCGACAGCGGCGGGUCACGUGCCGGAAGUGACGCGAGGGUUGGCGGAACUGGCGGAACUAGCGGCGCCCUUAGACUCAGCGCCCGCGCCGCCGCUCGUAGUACACUGCCAAUUUGGUACAGAGCGUUCACCUUUAUUCGUAGCUCUAUGUACUCUUAUGUGUCAGCUGCGUGUUGAACGUCGUGUAGAUGUCGCCACAGUCGCCAGGAAGGUUCGCUCACAACGGGCGAGAACCAUUGACACGUUUUUGCAGUACGAGUUCUUACACCGCGCGAUAUUAAACUACGCGGAACUCCACAACCUGCUCGAAGAUAGUUAAGCAAGACGUAUUACAUACAAAUUUUACAAUUCACAGACUAUACAUAUAAGAGUCACUUGUCUUUCGUCGGUUUCAGUCCGUCAAAUGUUUUUUUUUUAUAUAUAAUAUAAUCGUAACAAUAGUUCUCCAAGAUUCCGCUUGUCACAAUAUUAAUUGGAACGUAUAUAGACGUGUAGAUUUAAUAAUUUUCUAUGUAAAACAUAAGUUACGCUGUAAGUAUUGACAGAACUGAAUAUAGGUUUAUUGCUUGUGUAUAAUUAUUUGCUUAGUGCUCGGUGUUAUAGAAGCAUACUGUAUAAAAUAAUUAAUGAAUUAAUAAUUGUGACGUAAUUAUUCAUAUCAAAGUAUAAUCUCACUAUGAUUAAAUUAUUUUUGGAUUUUUCUAUACAGUAUGUUUCCUGUCUAUUAUACUACGUGUAUAAAACUAUUCUAUAGGUAUCUAGAUUUUGACAAUAGCGCUUAGUUAGUCUAAUGUAGUGCUAAAAUCCGAAAUUCCCAGUAGUUGAAAAUUAUUAUAAUUUUAUUUCAUAUAUUUGUGUUGCCAUAUUUUUGUUUUAGGUAUGUAAAAAAAAUAAAAAAUUAUUAGUCCUAUAUCGUAGAUCUGACAUGAUUUGGUAGCUAUUUUUUUUUAUAUCAAACCCAUCGUUAUUUUUUUUUUAUUACAUAAAUGUAAGCGAUUGUAUUAUUUUUUUGGUAUGAACAUACCAAAUAAAAAACGUGUCCAAAGAAUAGAUUCGGAGUAUGUCCGAUUUAUAUGUAUGUAACGCCGAACAUUUGGUAAUGUUUUAUUAAACCACAAUUCAUGUAUUUAUAGGUUUAUAAAACCUAUAAGGGCCAAAAUUUUACCCCAAGUAUGCACAAAUUUUAUUAAGGCUCGUACACACAUUUGUUUAUAUCAUGUGAUGUUUUCCUUAAAUGAAACUUCAGUAUGUCCAUAUAUAUAUUUAAAAAAAGUAAUACCCAUAUUUUUGUAGUGUUUUGAUCUCCUUCUAUUUCGAAAAAACAAUUUUCUGAUUCUUAUAAUGUAAUGUUAAUCGGCAAAUCGGACGAGUUGUCAGGCACUAUAAUGAUUAUUUCAACUAACUCCAUCUUGUAAAUAUAUCAUCGCAUACAAAAUAUAAUUAAUCACCAGUGUGUGUGCGGCCUUAGAAGUUUUCGAUGUAUUUACUGUUCGUUUUCGGUAUAUUAUAUUAUUAUUAUUAUUAUUUGUUAUUUUUGUAUGUCAAGCGACAUAACGACUGUCUAACGUAUUUUGUACCUAGGUUAAGUGAUUACUAGAUUUUGUAUGAGCUAAUAUACAUUGAUAUUAAUUGGAGUGUACAGCGACUGCAGCAUUGAAGCGUGGACUAUAAGAUAUCACAGGAUUUUUUUUUUAUUAAAUUAUAUUUAAUGUUGCAGUCGUUGGUAAUAGUUGACAAAGUGUGAUCGAACUGUCAAAAUCUAGUUUAAUCUAAAUGGACUGAAUACUUUGUCGGCUAUAGAUUGUACCAUGACGUCACCAACGGGGCUUGCAUGCGUUACGCCCACGAGGCUUUGAUAGUAUUAAUUUAGACCAUAAGUCCAUUCUGCACAUUAGCGUUUUUUGUUUAAAAAUAUAUAUAUUCGGAGCGUUUUUUUAAACGCUGAUAAAAAACGCUAAUGCUCAAAGGCUGUAAAAUUAAAAAUUAUUUUAUGUUUCCUCCCUAUUUAAUUACUGUAAGAAAAAAGUGUAAUGCCAUAUUCAAUAAACAGAAAUGUUUUCUUUUUAAUUAUUAUUAUUCAUUUGUUAUAAAAUGAAACUAUUUUUGGAAUGUAAUACAAACAUGGAAAUUGUGGAUGUAAUAAAAUGUAUAUAAGCCGGUUACUAUCGGCUACGGAUCUCUAAUUGUGUUCAAUAUUUUAAUAUCGGGAACCACGUGCAAGCUCUGCGCGACCUUGGAUGUCGGCUUUUAUUAAGUAGACUUUUGUAUAACAUAGUUGUAAUUGACCGUUUAUCGUACACGCGUUUAGUUACGCUGAUGUAAAAUGUUUUUGUUCAUUUAAUGAGGGAAAUUAAAUAUAUAUAAAAUAUUUUUUUAAUCCGCAAUUCCUUAUAAGUGAGAGUAAAUUUAAAAUUUGUGAAUUUUUCACCGAUACGAGAAUAAAAUUUUUCCGUAAUAUGUAUUUAUUGUAUGCAGUCUGAGAUGAAUAGAACCGAACCGUGUUGUACGGAACUAGAAAAAAAGAAAAAAAUAUAUAAAUUUCAAACAGCCUUUAAACUGUCAAAUUCAUCCAACAGUCGAUUCCCACGUGAUGGCGCCACAGAUUAACAAACCAUAUGACAUACAUUUUAUAUUUGAUAUUUAACCGGUAAUUUAAGAGCUAUGCUUCGAUGUAAAUAUAUUUGUUAAGCGGUGUUGACGCGCAACUGUAGUGCUCUAUUUAAUUCAUCGUACCUAAACCUUGGCAGUUAUAAAACUGAAAAAUAAUUUUUAUUAUGUUUUUUUUUUUUUAAUUAUUUUUGUAAAUAGAUAAUGCAGGUCAUGUAACACGAUAUUUUUGAAAAUAUACCAAUAUUUAGAAAUUA
Molecule: messenger RNA, 7194 nt
Organism: Danaus plexippus (monarch butterfly)
Lineage: Eukaryota; Metazoa; Arthropoda; Insecta; Lepidoptera; Nymphalidae
Gene: Ptp69D
Product: tyrosine-protein phosphatase 69D
Exons: 26
Coding region: 183-4649 (1488 amino acids)
Biological process (GO): protein dephosphorylation
Molecular function (GO): protein binding; protein tyrosine phosphatase activity
Source: RefSeq, a predicted model, not a curated record